AUGCAUGCUUGCACAAGUGCCGAAAGCUCUUCUGGACAAGCGCAGCCGGCCUUCAACCAUUUCCCGGUUAUUCAGUCGAUGACGCUUGUCAAUUUCAUGUGCCACGAACACUUGAAGGUGGAGUUUGGACCGCACAUUAACUUCAUCGUCGGCCAAAACGGUUCCGGUAAAAGUGCAAUUCUGGCAGCAUUAAUGGUAUCUCUUGGAUCCACGGCAAGCAAGACACAGAGGGGCCACAAAAUCUCCUCUUUGAUAAAGGAAGGCUCGAAUUUCUUUUCCGUAGCGGUAACCCUCUUUAACGGAGGUUCUGAACGCUUUCAAUGGGAAAAAUUUGGAGAUUCCAUUACCGUUGAAAGGAAGGUAACUCUGGAUGGAAGUUCAACCUAUCGAUUGAGAAAUAGCACUGGAUCUUCUGUUGGCGGCGACAAACCCCGCGAAGUUAUUAGGGAAAUUAUCUCGUUUUACCGGCUUCAGAUUGAAAACCCCCUGAUUUUGCUUACGCAGGAUAUUGCCAAGCGAUAUCUUGCUACCUCCUCUGCAACUGAAAGAUAUCGUCUUGUGAUGCAGGGGUCUCAGCUACAGCGGCUCUCUGAAGAUUAUGAACAGGCCGGAAAUCUUGUGUCGCUGAUGCGAAAUCGGCUUUCCAUUGCCUCGGACCGCAUUGUCGAUCAAACAACAAAAGUCGGGAAAAUCCAAUCGCAAUUGGAUGCAAUUAAAGAAGCAAGGGAAAUGCUGGCAAACCUCGAGGCUGCUCGUAGGGAAUUCGUCUGGGCCCAAGUGUUUUCUUUGCAAGAAUCGGCUCUCGAAGCUUGCGUGCAAGUUGACAAUCUCAAAGUCAAGCUGCAAAACAUAAAUCAAGAAAUUCAAUCUCACACGGACUCGCUCGUAGAUAUGGUUUCUAAAGAAGAAGCCUCGAAGGCAUCCACCGAGGAGAUCCGGUCUACUGUGCUCCCGCCCUUGCGCCUAAAGGUAGCCCAAAUAGAGUCUCAAGUUUUGAUGAUUUCCUCUCAGAUUUCCAAUUGCGAAACUGAUGAGCGCGUUCUUUCUCAGGGUCGAAUGCAACUUUUGGAAUCAAUUGACAAGGCGAAUGCACAUGUAGACCGUGAAGCCAAUAAUCCACAUGCUACGAUGGCCCCAGAAACAGGCGAUCAAGUUGCCGAUGCCCUACGGGAGCUUUCGACCUCGCUCGUUGAAAAGGAAUCAAAGCUUCGUGAAAUCGAUUGCCAAAAGGCAAAGGCCGAAGAACAAGUUUCUUCAACAGAAUCUCAACUAGACGAAAUCAAGGCCAACGAGGCUUGCCUUUGCUGCUCUCUGAAGCUAACAAGAGAGCAGUUGGAGGCCCUUGAAGCAAGAAUUCCAGCUGCAAAGCUGGCCAUUACCUCUGCCGAGCUUUCCAUGGCCUCAAAUGCACCCGCCAUUGAAGGUCAACGAUUGACGAGCUAUGCAGAAAUAGGCCUGAUUUAUGGGCCCCAAAUGCUUAAGCUUGUGCAACAUCUGGACGCACUUCCGGAAUCCAAGCCGGUCGGGCCUAUUGGCCGCUUUGUGCAUCUUAAAGAGGCAUCCAUUUGGGCUACAGCCAUGGAUGCGCUUAUUGGGCGGCAUAUGUCUUCCUUUGUGGUUUCUUCAUAUCCAGAAAGGGAAAUUCUAAACAAGCUUCUGUCUCGCUUUGAGGUCCAAAAUUCGCAAGUAAUCCUGCUUCCGGAGACUCCUGAAACGUUUAUGCAGUUUCCCGAAACGUCUGAAAUAUUAACCGCAAGAAAGGCUCUUGAAAUUUCUUCUCCCAUUGUCGAGAAAGCUCUUUGUACGCUUUCAAAUAUCCAUCGAGUUCUUCUUUGCAAAGAGCGAACCGAGGCUGUGAAAAUCCUGUCCUCAACGACGUCCCAUAGGCUCUUUGAUUAUGCCUUUUUAGCAACAGGCCAAAAGAUAAGCUUAUCUGGCGCAGCACAGACGUUCUUUUCUUUCGGGUCCAAAGAUAGGCCAUCAAGAUGGUUCGGCACUUGCGGUCUAUCGGAGUCGCACAGCACUGGAUCGGUUGCCAUUGCGAACGCUAAAGUUGAUUUGGAGGCCAUGCAUAGGUCCAUUUCAGCAAAACGCUCCUUAAUGUCAAGCCUUUCUCAGCAACUAGCGCAGAAAGAACAGAUCGGGAAUGAGCUUUCCACGGAGCUUUCAGGCCUCAACAGCCGUGUCAAAGAGAUUUCGUUCCAGCGGAGCUCUUUGGUUGCCGAAAUCAGACAGAUGGCCCGGGAAAAGGCCAGUCUAGAGGAAGAGCUUUCCAUUCUAAAGAGGGCCAACGAUCCGGCGGCCAUUUCGGCCUCUCAACAAGACGUGCAAAGUGCUAAAGAUGCUGCGUUGAGACGUGUUGCCAUCAUUGAUGCACAGCUGAACGAUCUUUCCUGCAAAAGGUCGCAGCUCCAGGAGCGACACUUAAUGCUUACUCAGCAGUUGUCAGAGUCACAAUGCUCAAUUAAAAGUUCCGAGGCGGCUCUUCGAAUCGAAACAGACAAUAUGUCGUCCUUGGUGGCGGGGAUCAGGGAUGUGAAGGCCAGCCUUGAAGGGAAGCGGAUUCAGCUGGUGCAUUUAGAAGGCCAGCUUCCUGUUUUGCAUAAAAGCUUUCACUCUCUCACUGAGGAGCAUACUGAUGCUUAUGGUAAAGCAAUUGAGCAUUGGCCGCCAGCUCCGCUUGCCUCUGAGGUCAGGCCGCUGGACGAUAUUCAGAGGCAUCUUCGUAGCUUGGAGCAGCAGCUUGAGGCUCAGCGAAAAGCACAUUCUUCGCAUGCAGCCAACCUUCAAGAGGAUUCCGACCGUCUGCUUAUGGAGCUUCGAAUGGCCUCUCUUUCGCUCGGAUGUUGGACUCAAGAUGCGUCUUCUUUUGGCGAGCUGAUUCAAGCUUUAGAUAAAUCGCUGAACGACCGACAUUCGCGCUGGCUUGCAUUCAGAGACAUAAUCUUCAAGCGAGCUGAUCUUCACUUUCGGAUGUUUGUUAGUGCUCGCGGCUUUUAUGGACGCCUUCUUUUCGAUCACGAGGCUGAAAAAUUGGACAUUUGCAUUGUCAGGCCGUCUGACAUGUCUCAGCAAGCCCAUCCACCUGCCACGACAUCUUCCAGCGUGCCAAAAAGAGCAUCGAAUCGGACACAAGUUGCAGCGGAUGUUCAAAAUAAGCCACAGUUAUCUCCCUCUGCCUCAUCGACCGACUUGAAGGGGCUGUCUGGUGGCGAAAAAAGCCUUGUCACUUCGUGCCUUUUAUUGGCUCUAUGGGAGUGUGUUGAGAGCCCAUUGCGAUGUUUGGAUGAAUUCGAUGUAUUUAUGGAUGGCGUCAAUAGAAAGACCAUUUUAAAGAUGCUCAUUGAGUAUGCCACCUCUACCAAUUCUAUUCACUGCUCAAACCAAUAUAUUUUCAUCACGCCCCAGGCCCUGGACCUUCCAAGGCACUCAACAGAUGUCAAGAUCAUUCGUCUGAGGGAUCCACAGAGAAGCGCGUGA
Molecule: messenger RNA, 3480 nt
Organism: Mitosporidium daphniae
Lineage: Eukaryota; Fungi; Microsporidia
Exons: 1
Coding region: 1-3480 (1159 amino acids)
Biological process (GO): double-strand break repair via homologous recombination
Cellular component (GO): nucleus; Smc5-Smc6 complex; site of double-strand break
Molecular function (GO): damaged DNA binding; single-stranded DNA binding
Source: RefSeq, a predicted model, not a curated record